AUGUUGUUGGCUAAUUGGACGUCUGCAAACCCAGAUUGCUGCAAAUGGGCGGGUGUUUCUUGUGACAAUUCUACUUCCCAUGUCACUGAGCUUCACCUUACUAGUUCCAAGCUUGGCGGUGAGUUGAACCCUGCUUUGCUAGAUUUGAAGUCUCUGUCUGUCUUGGACUUGAGCAACAAUACCUUCGAUGGAACUCAAAUCCCCGGUUGGUUUUGGAACUUGACUUCCCAUCUGCAAUAUCUCAACAUCUCCUGGAAUCAUUUCCGGGGAAACGUCCCGGAUUUGCUUACAAAUCAUGCUGCUCUUGUGUUGGACUUGAGCUCCAACAACUUCACCGGUUCACUGCCUGCUGUCUCCUUAAACAUGACGGCUUUAGAUCUUUCGGAUAACGGUUUUUCGGGGUCUAUGUCGUGGUUUCUGUGUCGGAAACCGAUGAAGCUGGAGGUUCUCAGCCUUGGUGGGAAUCUCCUGUCGGGGGAAAUACCGGAUUGUUGGGAGAAAUGGGGUAGCUUGGUGGCAAUUGAAUUGUGUCACAACAACUUUAGUGGUAAAAUCCCACCCUCGAUGGGAGCUUUAACUUCUCUUCAGUCCCUGCACCUAAGCAACAACAAUCUGCACGGGGAAGUCCCCGAAUCGAUGUCGAAUUGUACAGAACUACUCACUCUCGACCUCUCCGCUAAUCGAUUCUCUGGAGAAAUCCCGCUGUGGAUCGGAGAAAGGCUUUCGAAUUUGAUCAUCAUCGGCCUCCGGUGGAACAUGUUCCACGGGGAAAUACCGGACCAAAUCUGUGGCCUACCAUCUCUCCAAAUCCUGGACCUCUCCCACAACAAUUUAUCAGGGGAAAUCCCAACCUGCAUCAAGAAUCUCACGGCAAUGAUCACGAGAAACAAAUCGAACCGCACGAUAUCUUACAAGACAUCGAAGGGAUGCUUUUUCGAUAACAUAGAACUUACAAUGAAAGGGGCGGUGUUCGAUUACAGCACUACACUCAAACUAAUAAAACUGGUGGAUCUUUCAGACAACAAUUUAACAGGACAGAUCCCCGAGGAAAUCACAACUCUCAUUGACCUGCUAUCGUUGAAUCUGUCGAGAAAUGAUCUUGUUGGAAAGAUUCCUGGGAACAUUGGUGCCAUGAACACGCUUGAAUGUGUUGAUUUAUCAGAAAACAGACUUUCAGGGGAAAUCCCAGAGUCCAUGUCUCGGCUAACGUUCUUGAGUUAUCUGAAUUUGUCCUACAACAAUCUCAGUGGGAAGAUCCCAUUGGGUACACAGCUCCAAAGCUUCAGUCCAUCAAGUUUUAUGAGGAAUAAACUGUACGGACCACCACUGACAAAUAAUUCAAAGGCUGUGGUUCCCACUAGUAACAGCGUAGGAGAAGAUGUGGGUAAUGGGAACAAAGUGAACUGGUUUGUUAUAUGCAUGGAAUGCGGGUUUUGGUUUGGGUUUUUGUGUGUGGCUUGCCCUCUUAUACUUACCCAGAAGUGUGAUUCUUGUAUUUUCAGUACCCUAAAGUCUUUACGCAGCAGUUUUCUGACAUUUUUGAACAAAUGUAAUCUACUCUAA
Hibiscus syriacus is the source of this 1563-nucleotide messenger RNA. Its product is annotated as receptor-like protein EIX2. Bases 1 to 1563 code for a protein of 520 amino acids. The transcript has a single exon. The record is from RefSeq and is a predicted model, not a curated record. Gene Ontology annotation, molecular function: protein binding. Lineage: Eukaryota; Viridiplantae; Streptophyta; Magnoliopsida; Malvales; Malvaceae.